This is a messenger RNA of Daucus carota subsp. sativus, 1339 nucleotides long. Its product is annotated as eukaryotic translation initiation factor 2 subunit alpha homolog. Gene Ontology annotation, cellular component: eukaryotic 48S preinitiation complex; eukaryotic translation initiation factor 2 complex. Lineage: Eukaryota; Viridiplantae; Streptophyta; Magnoliopsida; Apiales; Apiaceae. Bases 125 to 1162 code for a protein of 345 amino acids. The record is from RefSeq and is a predicted model, not a curated record. Gene Ontology annotation, molecular function: RNA binding; ribosome binding; translation initiation factor activity. The transcript is spliced from 7 exons. Gene Ontology annotation, biological process: translational initiation.
ACGGAGGGAGUACUUAAUUUUCACACACACAAGACUAGCAUUGCCGUAUAAACUCAUCUCACUGAGUCACUGUUCUUACACAAACCCCCCAUCUCCCCCGAAUCAAACCCCUAAACCCCCGACCAUGACGGCCCCUCCGACCACAACUCUCGACUGUCGCAUGUACGAGGCCAAGUACCCCGAAGUGGACACUCCUGUAAUGAUCCAAGUCAAAGAAAUAGGCGAUGUCUGCACCCACGUGUCCCUCCUCGAGUACAACAACAUUGAGGGCAUGAUUCUGCUGUCUGAUCUCUCCCGGCGGCGUAUUCGAAGCGUGGGCAGCUUGAUUAAGGUGGGCCGGAUUGAACCGGCGAUGGUUCUGAGGGUUAAUCCUGAUAAAGGGUACAUAGAUCUUAGCAAGAAGAGGCUGUCGGAGCAGGAUGUGCAGGUGUGUGAGGAGAAGUUUAGUAAGAGUAAGCUGGUUCAUUCGAUAAUGCGACAUGUGGCCGAGACGCUUGGUCUUGAUUUGGAGGAUCUGUAUAUCCAUGUUGGAUGGCCUUUAUAUCGAAAAUAUGGUCAUGCGUUUGAGGCAUUCAAGUUAAUUGUCAAUGACCCUGAUUCUGUCCUAAAUCCUCUUACACGUGAAGUCAGAGAAGUAGGCCCUGGCGGAAAGGAGGUAAUUAAGAAGGUUCCUGCCGUAUCAGAAGAUGUUAAAGAUGCUUUGGUAAGAAACAUUAGGAGACGGAUGACCCCACAGCCACUGAAGAUUCGGGCGGAUAUUGAGUUGAAAUGUUUUCAGUUUGAUGGUGUUCUUCACAUCAAGGGAGCCAUGCGAAAAGCUGAGGCUCUAAGCACCAAGGAGUGUCCUGUGAAGAUCAAAUUGGUUGCUCCACCAGCAUAUGUCCUUACUACACAGACUCUUGACAAGGACCAAGGGAUAUCAGUUCUCAGAAAAGCGAUUGUUGCCUGUAGCCAAGAAAUAGAACGCCACCAGGGGAAACUUAUUGUGAAAGAGGCACCAAGAGCGGUGAGCGAACGGGAGGACAAACUACUUGCUGAACAAUUGGCUAAGCUAAGUCUCCAGAAUGAAGAGGUUAGUGGUGAUGAAGACAGUGAAGAAGAGGAAGAUACAGGAAUGGGGUCAGUUGAUUUAGAGAGCUCAAAUUCUCUGAUAAAUGACUGAUGAUGCAGCUAAUAAAUAUUCUCUAAAUUCCAUCUUUUUUUAUAACAAUUUUUUGGUUGGUUAAGUUUUGUGAGUGUUAACAAAUAGUGUUGUAUUGUUACCUGCUUUCUUUUGGCUUUUACACUAAACAAUUUACAAACAUAGUUCAGCAAUGUCAUGAGUUUUGCCUUUUGUAGA